Molecule: messenger RNA, 1365 nt
Organism: Brenthis ino (lesser marbled fritillary)
Lineage: Eukaryota; Metazoa; Arthropoda; Insecta; Lepidoptera; Nymphalidae
Source: the annotation of a GenBank genome assembly
AUGAUUGGUCGUUGUGAAGACGAGAAAAGUUUCUUUUCAAUUAGUGAACAGUAUUACUUACAGAAAUUUAAAGACAAUAAUAGACUAUUUUACAUAACAAGAAUGACAACAGAAGACUUCAAAUCACUGGCCGGAGUCUCUGCAGCGCUUACAAAUGAAGUCCUUAGUGAAGCACUUUCCAAAUGGUUUAAGGAAGAAGUUCAGUUUACACAUUGGGAGUACGUUGGUGAUACAGGCAAGGGUGACUCUUACCUUAGCGAAGUUAUACGAAUUAGAAUCCAUGGACUAAACACAAAUAAUAGGCCCUGUCACGUUCAAGUUAUACUUAAAAACAUUCCCAAAAAUGUCUGUAGGCGUCUUACAUUUCGAAGCGAUGAGUUUUUCAAAAACGAAAUCUAUUUCUAUCAAAAAGUUUUACCUGGUUUACUUAAGUUCCAAUCUAAGAAGAACGUGUCUGAACCGUUCACAAAUUAUACCAGGCUAUUUCUAGCUCAUACUGAUGGUUUGAACGACGUCAUAUGUUUAGAAGACGCGGGUUUACACAAUUUUGGUAGUUUCACAGUUAGACAGGAAGGCAUAGAUUACGAUCACUGCAAAGUGACUUUUAAAACGUUGGCACUAUACCACGCUCUAUCUUUUGCUAUGAAAGAUCAAGAGCCUGACGCUUUUAAUAGAAUUACUGAUUCUAUCUUCGAAACUUACUAUGAUCCCAGAUGCUGGGACUGGUACAGGCUUUUUUGGCGUAGAAUUUGCGGUAUUGCAAUAGAUGCUGUGGAAAAGGAAUAUCCAAAUACGAUAUAUGUUGAAAAAAUAAAACAAUUUGCGGUACCGGAAAGAUACGAGGACAUGAUAAGGGCUGUUCGAGACAAAACUAAUGGUGUUAUGUCUCACGGAGACUCGUGGACCAACAAUUUUUUAUAUAAAUACGAUAAUAAUAAGCCAAUUGCUGCGAAAAUCAUAGAUUUUCAACUGACCAGAUGUGCUAGUCCAGUUUUAGAUAUAGUUUUUGUAAUUUACGCCUGCACAGACCAGGAGCUAAGGAAGAAGCAUUAUGAUGAAUUACUCAAAUAUUACUACGAUGUGCUUUCCAAACAAAUAAGGGAAUUAGGCAGUGAUCCAGAUAAAAUUUAUCCAUGGGAUACAUUUAUGGCUGAAAUUAAAAAGUAUUCAUACUUCGGUCUGGCGUUCAGUUUUGAAUCUACGCCGUUUAUUGUACUGGCUCCUGAGGAUGCCGUGUCUAUGGAAAUGGAGGGAGAUAAAAAACUAAAUAUCGAUGAUUUCUGGCAGUUGAAACCAUUUAAGACCAAAGCAGGGAGAUUGAGGGAAGCUAACAAUGUAGUGCAUUGUGUUGAUAGAGGGUAUAUA